UUCUCAGGCACAGCCAGGCAGGAAGCGGACCCAGCUGUCCGGGGACAGGACGGUCUGGCGGAAGGAAGCCCCACCGCGAUGGGGAGGCAGGCGGAGGGUCUGAGCCACACUUGGGGCCAUCUGGGGUGGAGGAGCUCCUGGCCCGCCGCGCUCCUAGCAGUCUCCCUCCUGCUGCCUCCAGCCGCGGGACUCUCGGUCACUCCGGUACCUCCUAAUCCGGCUGAAGGAGGGAGCGUCACCCUAACGCCACAAGGACUCUCGGAUUCAUUCAUUAGCUGUAGCUGGUUCCGAGCGGGGACAACAGACCUGAAAAAGCGGAUCUUCAUCUAUUACCCGCCUCCAUCACCUCAUGGGCAGAUCAAUGGACCUGCCUACACUGAGCGGGAGACGAUAGUCGCAACCUGCUCCCUUCAGAUCUCCGAUUUAAUGCUGAAUUACUCUGGAAUCUAUACAGUGUCGGAAGACUCUGCAACGUCUGCACAAGCGUCUGUGAAUCUAACGGUCUCAGAAUCUGUGUCUAACAUCACCAUCACUGGCCCCACUGAGGCCAUCGAACAUACAAUCACAACUCUGAACUGCACCUCUAAAGGAACUGGUGUUUCCUACUAUUGGUUAAAAGAGAACCAGAGUCCAGAGGUGGAGGGGCGCAUCUUUCUGAGCAACAACAACCAGACCCUCACGUUCAACACAACCUUCCGUAAUGACACAGGCAACUACACCUGCUAUGGAUAUAACAGCUUCUCCAAUGCCAGUGACACCUAUCAGUUGGUUGUUCUUUAUGGGCCUGGUCCUCCCACAAUCAGCCCCCCGACCCAAGAUUAUGUUGAGGGUUCCAACCUCAGUCUCUCCUGCAAAGCUGAGUCCAACCCACCUGCACAAUAUUUAUGGUUUGUUGACGGCAAUCCAAAAGGGAAUGGCUCUGAGCUCUUGACUCUCAAACUCUCUUUAAAUGAUGCUGGGAAUUACAUCUGCACGGCUGUCAAUAUUAGGACCAAGCACAACAACUCUGAAAGCUUGGAGAUCCGGGUGCUGCAGAAAGUUUCUAAUGUUACCAUUAAUGGUCCUUCUGAGACCAUUGAGAACACGUCGGUGAAUCUGACGUGCACCUCUAGAGGCAGUAUGGUCACUUACUACUGGUUUAAAGGGAACCAGAGCCUGAAGAGUGAAGGGCAUGUGUCUCUUAGCCCCCCUGCUAAUCAAUCCCUCAUCAUGAACCCAGUCAACCGGUCUGAUGCAGGCUUGUACACCUGCCAGGGAGUCAACAGCAUCAGCAAUGACAGCAGUCCUUCCUUCCCACUGGAAGUGUUCUAUGGGCCUGAUGACCCCAUAAUCAGCCCCACAGACCAAAAUUAUGCUGAAGGCUCCAACCUCAGUCUCUCCUGCAAAGCCAUCUCCAACGUGCAUGUACAAUAUACUUGGCUCUUAAAUGGAACUGAAGAAAUCUUUAAUGAAACUGUCGGAGUCGGAGAUGCCUCCCAGCUCUUGAUCCGUAAUCUGUCUUUCAACUAUUCUGGGACUUAUACCUGCCAUGCUUUCAGCAAUAAGACCAACGUCACCAGCUACUCAGACCAGCAACCAAUCACAGUGUGGGAAAACCUGAAUCGUACCAAGACAGUCCUGGAGCCUACAGAAUUCAUGGUGCCAGAGAACUGGUACGUCACCUUAAAAUGCAACACCUCCAAGAGUGAUGGUGUCAGCGUCUCCUGGUUCAAGAAUGGUGAAGCCCUCCUAACUGGGACAGGCCUUUCGGAUCGGAAUCGAACCCUCAACAUAACUGGUGUCUCCAAAAAUAAUACAGGGUUCUAUACGUGUGAGGCCAGGAACCCUGUUAGCAAGAGCCUCAGCAACCUGAGUAACAUAACCGUGGCAUAUGGACCUGAUCAUAUUAAGUUUAACCAAGAAGGAUCUAUACAGCAACAAAUAGGUUCCACUUUGACUCUGGAGUGUAUAGUGGACUCCGUCCCUGCAGCACAGUUUCAGUGGUGGCUCAAUAAUACCAAGCUGAAUAAAAUGGGGCGCAUCUAUACAACUCAGUUAACCUGGGAAGAUGGAGGGAAUUACACCUGCCAGGCAACCAACCCCUUUACCAACCACAGUGACUCAGCAUCUGUCUAUGUGACGUUGACAAAGGAUUCAAAACCAAUUGGUGGUGGUGGACUUUCUGGAGGAGCCAUUGCUGGGAUUGUAAUUGGUGUUCUGGCUGGAGUAGCACUCAUUGCAGGCCUGGUAUAUUACCUGUGUGCCAAGACAUCCUUGGGGAGGACGGACCAACACGCAUCCAAUGGAAACAUACCCUCAGCACCCGGCCGCAACCAGGGCGCCACUGACACCAAACCCACAUCGCGUGAAGAGGACAUACAGUAUUCAACACUAGCGUUCAACAAGACGAACGCCAGUCCUCCUCAGCCGGCCUCGGAGGCCAACCAGCCUUUAGACAGCAGCACGAUUUACUCGGAAAUCAAGAAGAAGUGAUUAGGAAUCAACCCCCCUGCGGGUGCCUUUGUGUGUUACAAGCACCACCUUUGAGCCUCAUCUCUGCUUGCCCUGCCUGAAUUGUUGGACAGGAGGACCUCUUGCGGGGGGGGCGGGGGUUGCUUUUUUUUGCUGGUUGGGGAAACCCAAUUUGCUUUUUUUUUUUUUUUUUUUUUUGCUGGUUGGGGAAACCCUUCCCUCACCCGACCACACCCAAUGGGUUCUCUUCUUGGAAGGCCCCCAACCCUCUGGGCUGAAAACAAAACAGUUGCUCUCCUGGUUGUCUGCUCUAAUUGCAGGCCUUCAGUUCCCCCUGCUGUGACUUGUGUCCGUGCCAAGGAAGGCUGUUCCCUUCUCCGAACUGGGUGGGGAAUUGUUACUGGCAGUCUCUGUUUCGGCCGCCACCCCAGCCAUUGUUGCGGCUCCUAGCACUGUCCAACCUCCCUCCGUUCUCUUGUCCCUUGGGUUUGGCGCAGCUGCCAGGCAACGGUGGAGCCUACUCCCACAGGCCUACCCCCUGCGACCUGCUGAAUUCCUGGCACUGUCAUCACUACAAAGAAAGCACUCCAUGCCGGGGAAAUCUCACAGGGGAGUGUGGCUUCCAUGCCAGCCGUGUCUUGACAGAUCAGCGCCAACCGGCCCGCUUGGCCCCGCUUAUUUUGCAGCCUGGAGCAAGUUGUGUUUCUUUUUCCUCGCUCAGCUAGCCUUUUGCUGAAAUUCAUUUGAAACCAUCCCAAAAGGUGACUGUGGAAUUGUGGGGCGGGGCGAGAAAUGUGUGAGCUUCGUUCCAGACUGCGGGAAGUUAACAGGCCAGAAUCAAAGGUGGGCCAGCAGGAGUCAAAAGCGAGCAUAACGAAGAGUUCCCCUCUGCAAGGCAAGACUGUCAUCAUUCCCCUUUUCCUGGAUGAACCCGCAUAAUUCAAGAAGCUGUGCCAUGUCGCAGAUUGGUUAAGGAAGUGAGGUCCGGUCCAGGAGGUUUCCGGGGGAUGUGGUGUUGGGGGCUGAAGAGAUGCCCCAGUUUUGACUGGGUGGAACAGAAGGGUGCUAAAGGAGGUACCACCGGCUCUGGGAAAGCGAGGGAUGCCGCUUGUCAUCUUGUCCUAUGGCUGGCAGAUGGAGCGCUCGGUUCGCUUUCGAGGGGCCCUUAUUUAAGAAGCCCAGCUCAGCCAGGCCAAGUCACUAGUCCUCAGCCUCACUUGCUGUGCUGAAUAGCUGUGAGGCUACCAUGAGAUAAAGCUGCCUUGCCUUCAGCUUUUGAUGGCCUGGGCGGGCGGUGGGAUGGGGUGGGGGGGUUGAAAUAAAUUAACUGAGGUGUCAAAUCAGGGAAUGAGGGAGUCGGGAUCUUAGAUUAAUUCACUCUUGUGCUGGAGAGGAAUGCCUCCGCUAGCUGGGUGGGAUGGCAUGCUUUGCGAAGGGCAGCGGGGUGUGGCGAGGACAGGGAGGAGGAGGGAGGUUCUGGCAGCAAGCCGUUCUCUGUUUUGCGCUGCAGAUCCAGUGGUUGCUCUGCAGCCAGCCGGCUCUGGCCUUUUGAGCCGAAGGGGCUAAACACUGCCAACUGUGUGUUUGCGUGAAAGCCGGGCCUUGCCUCGGUCUCUGGUAGGAGCCAAAUAAAGAGCCCGCCUCUGCAUCCACGGCUCACUCGAGCCCUGCCACCUCCCGUCUCAAACAUUUCUCAUCCUUGAGCAAGAGUUCAGGGGGCCUCUGGGCACGCAGGACCAUCGUGGACUUGCUGGGCCCCACUAAUGAAUGGGUGCGGCUGCUGCAGGACAGCCUGCAUUCACCCUGCGCUGCGGGACGGUCGUCGGACAAUGGAGCACUGUUCGGAAGCAAGCUCCCAGCCCCUGGGCUCCAGGGCCCAAGAUAACCUUGGCCAGAUCGCCCCCUUGAAGAAGCUCACAAAGGCAGCUUGUCUGCCGCAUCCGGUUGGUGCUGGGCCUCCAGAAAAGCUGGUGUCCUGCAAGGAUGGAGUGGAGCAGCACAAGUUAUUGUGAGCCUUUGGGGGAGGGAGCUGGGCGGGAGCCGUGAGGAUGGGGAAAACCGGGCUGUUUCUCCAGCAUUUGUAAAAACGAAUCACUUUGUUUUUAAUAAACAUGAUCUGAGAAUGGGAAA
This is a messenger RNA of Hemicordylus capensis (graceful crag lizard), 4581 nucleotides long. Its product is annotated as carcinoembryonic antigen-related cell adhesion molecule 6-like. Gene Ontology annotation, molecular function: protein tyrosine kinase binding. Gene Ontology annotation, biological process: regulation of immune system process; signal transduction. Lineage: Eukaryota; Metazoa; Chordata; Lepidosauria; Squamata; Cordylidae. The coding region runs from base 79 to 2472 and encodes 797 amino acids. Gene Ontology annotation, cellular component: plasma membrane; cell surface. The record is from RefSeq and is a predicted model, not a curated record. The transcript is spliced from 12 exons.